GAUAUCCGUGUCUCUCUGCAAGGUCACGAUGAAGCCACCUUCUCAGACGCCCAGCGCCCGAAUGGCAACACUUCAAAAGUUCCUGCCGCUUGAGAAACGCAGCAACAACACAAAAAACUCUUUACCAAUACGAUCCCGCCCGCGGUUGUUGUCACCUGGCGCUGCGUCCACCCCCCGUGUGAAGGAGGGUUGGUUUCGGAUGAUGAGCAGAGUAGAAACUGCCACCCUCCCAAGCUGGAGCCAGGCUGCCUUUUAGCACGGUGAAGGAACGGCUCCCGGUUUAAUGGAACAUUUACAGGGUCUUCCCCUGCUGCCUGGUGACCGGACCUUGCAGACACGAUAUUCUUUGCGCUGAGAUUGCCGCAGCUUAAAACCAGGCUGUGCACUGGGCCAGGCGGGCCACGUCUGAGGGAGGGGACAUGAAACACCAUGUCUGUGCCCAGCACCAAGUCCUUCCACUGGCAGUCGCUGGCGCCCCUGGCCAUCGGCCGCGUCUACUGCGCCCCGGUGGAGAGCGGGGGGCGACUCUACCUCAUCGGGGGCUGUGACGAGAGCGGGGCCCCCAUGAACGUGUGCGAGGCCUACACACCAGAGGCCAACCAGUGGACCACCCUGCCGCCCAUGCCCACUGCAAGGGCGGGCGCUGCCGUGGCGGCCCUUGGCAAGCGGGUACUCGUGAUGGGGGGCAUGGGGGUCCACCAGAACCCCCUCUCCACCGUGGAGAUGUACAACGUCGAGGAAGGCAAAUGGGAGAAGAAGAAACCCUUGUUGGAAGCUGCCAUGGGCAUCUCGGCGAUCGUCAAAGACUGCCAGGUGUAUGCGGUGGGCGGCAUGGGGUCAGACACGUUUCCACGAGGUCACCUCCAGCAGUACGACGUCAGGAAUGAUGCCUGGCAUGCCCUCCAUGCCAUGCCAACACCUAGAUACGCAGCCAGUGCCUUCUUCCACGCCGGCAAGAUCCACGUAUUCGGUGGGAGACAAGCAAAGAACCCCGUCACGGCCUUUGAAGUCUUUGACACGGAGACCAGGGUGUGGAGCAGGUUUCCCAGCGUUCCUUGCCGGAGGUCCUUCUCCAGCUAUGUGAUGACGGAGACGAGCUUCCUCAGUCUGGGAGGUCUCCAGCAGGCGCGAGGCUACAAGAAACCCAAGUUUGUGAAGAACGUGGAGGUGUUUGACAUUGAGCAGGGCGGCUGGACAAAGAACACACGACACUUGAACAUGAAGACCAAGAGGGCAGACUUUGUGGCCGCAUAUCUCCAGGGAAGGGUUGUUGUGGCGGGGGGGCUCGGGGACCAGCCAUCCGUGCUGAGCUCGGCCGAGGCCCUGCACCCGGUGAAGAAUCGGUGGGAGCGGCUGCCCCCCAUGCCGACCGCCCGCUGCACCUGCGCCGCCGCCGUCUUCAGGAACAGUCUGGUGGUGAUGGGCGGAGUGGCGCAGGCGCCCAGCAACGCCGUGGAAGCUCUCUGCCUCGCCGACUCGUAGCCCUUCGCUGGUGAACGCAGAGCGGGCUGGGUGAGGCAACGUCCAAACGCCAGCUGGGGGGGGAUCCAUCCCGCAACGUCUGUGUGGGAAGCAACUGCGGAUGCUGGUUUACACCAAACGUUGACAUAAAACGCUGGAGUAACUCAGCGG
This is a messenger RNA of Amblyraja radiata (thorny skate), 1632 nucleotides long. Its product is annotated as kelch domain-containing protein 8A. The record is from RefSeq and is a predicted model, not a curated record. The transcript has 6 exons. Lineage: Eukaryota; Metazoa; Chordata; Chondrichthyes; Rajiformes; Rajidae. Gene Ontology annotation, molecular function: protein binding. Bases 430 to 1482 code for a protein of 350 amino acids.